CUGCAAUAGGAGAUGCUACCACAUUACUCGCAAAUCCUUUGUCUUGUUAGUCGAGCGGGAUGGUUUAGUUUUCUUAAGUAUCGCCGCUCUCUGCUUAAAUCGUUGGCUUUGAAGUCGUGCUAUCUUCAGUGAUUGAUGCUUGUACCUGUAUAAUCUUGCCUCUACUACUUUCCGUUUGCAGUCAUGGGUUUCUCUGAGCGUUGGAGGGCUCGCCUCAAUGAUAUCGUUUCCCAAUCUCCCGUUGGGCGAUACUUCCAUCUCGAGGGAUCUGGUCACCCCAAUGAAAUUCGAGGUGCCAGGUUUACCACCGAGAUGCGUGCAGGUCUGACGACCUUCUUCACCAUGGCAUACAUCAUCGCUGUGAAUGCCUCUGUGCUCACUGACUCCGGAGCCACUUGUGUCUGCGACGACCCUGUCGACCCUACCUGCAGCACAAACGAGGCAUAUUCUCUUUGUCUUAUCGAGGUCAACCGUGAUCUCGUAACUGCUACCGCCGCCAUCUCUGCCAUCGGGUCCUUUCUCAUGGGCCUCCUUGCCAACCUCCCCGUUGCUGUCGCCCCUGCUAUGGGUCUGAAUGCCUACCUCGCCUACCAGAUUGUUGGAUAUCACGGAACUGGUCCGAUCAACUUCCGCCUCGCUAUGAUGGCAGUAUUCGUCGAAGGUUUCAUCUUUGUCGCUCUCUCCCUCUUCGGCAUCCGCCAGUGGCUCGCCCGUAUCAUCCCUGCCUCCAUCAAGAUAGCCUGUGGUGCUGGCAUUGGUCUCUUCCUCACCUUGAUCGGUCUCUCGUACUCUGCGGGUAUCGGUGCCAUCACCGGAUCCAAAGCCACUCCCCUUGAGCUUGGAGGUUGCCCCGUGGAGUACCUUGACCCAGACACUGGGUCAUGUGUCUCUCACAAGGCGACCUCUCCCACGAUGUGGCUCGGAUUCCUCAUCGGUGGGGUUUUCACCUCCAUACUCAUGACCUACAAGAUCCGUGGCUCCAUGAUUGUAGGAAUUGCUCUAGUGUCCAUCUUCUCCUGGCCUCGCGACACCCACGUCACUUACUUCCCCCGCACUACACUUGGAGACAACCGUUUUGAGUUCUUCAAGAAUGUAGUCGCCUUCCAUCCAAUCAAGAACGUUCUCGCCGUCCAAGACUGGAACCUCUCUACCGUCGACGGGAAUAUUGGCCAGUUCGUGCUCGCCGUCUUCACUAUGUUGUACGUCGAUCUUCUCGAUGCUACUGGUACUCUAUACUCCAUGGCUCGCUUCUCCGGUGUCGUCGACCCAGACACAGGCGACUUCCCACGCAGCACCAUUGCCUACUGUGCUGAUGCGGUUGCCAUCUCGAUUGGCUCGCUAUUUGGAUCCUCGCCCGUCACCGCGUUCGUCGAGUCUGGCGCCGGUAUCCAAGAAGGCGGUCGCACCGGUCUCACUGCAAUGACCACUGGCAUCUGCUUCUUCAUCUCCCUCUUCUUCGCGCCCGUCUUCGCUUCCAUCCCCCCUUGGGCCACUGGCGGUGCCCUAGUUCUCGUGGGCUGCAUGAUGAUGCGUGGUAUCACAGCCAUCAACUGGAACUACCCCGGCGACGCCAUCCCCGCCUUCGUAACCGUCAUGUUCAUGCCGUUCUCAUACUCCAUCGCGUACGGCCUUGUCGCCGGUAUCAUGUGCUACGCCAUCAUCAACACAUCUACAUGGGUUCUCGGCGCCAUCUCCGGCGGCCGUUGGCUUCCUCCUGAUUAUGAAAACAAGGAGUACUGGAGCUUCCGCUCUGAUUCUCCCGGCGCCCAGCCGUGGUUCAUCCGCGCUCUCAAGGGCGACAAGCGGUUCUGGAAACCCGAGAGCCUCUCGUUUGAGCUGCAGUCCCAAGAGGCAAUUCCUAAGAGCUAGAUGUUUACUUUUUGUGCUGCGAUCAUGACAUGAAUUCACGUUGUAUAUAUUUUUAAUGUGGCUAGUCGUAAUGUGAAGAAUGGAGAGAAUACCAACCCCAUUGCAUACCCC
Dothidotthia symphoricarpi CBS 119687 is the source of this 1980-nucleotide messenger RNA. Its product is annotated as purine transporter. Bases 184 to 1869 code for a protein of 561 amino acids. NCBI's taxonomy places the organism in Eukaryota, Fungi, Ascomycota, Dothideomycetes, Pleosporales, Dothidotthiaceae. Gene Ontology annotation, cellular component: plasma membrane. Gene Ontology annotation, biological process: transmembrane transport. Gene Ontology annotation, molecular function: purine nucleobase transmembrane transporter activity. The record is from RefSeq and is a predicted model, not a curated record. The transcript has 4 exons.